Messenger RNA from Penicillium canescens, 741 nucleotides. Its product is annotated as ankyrin repeat domain-containing protein. The transcript has 3 exons. The record is from RefSeq and is a predicted model, not a curated record. NCBI's taxonomy places the organism in Eukaryota, Fungi, Ascomycota, Eurotiomycetes, Eurotiales, Aspergillaceae. The coding region runs from base 1 to 741 and encodes 246 amino acids.
AUGGAAGCCAUUCUUGAUAAACCAACUGAUGUAGAAUAUCUGGUGGAAAAAAGCAAUACCGAUGGAUUGAAGGCGUGGAUUGAGUACCUCCAAAUGACAGAACGGCGAAGUCCGACAUUUUUGAACCCAGCUAUCACAGAGGUAAUGGCUCACGGGGUACCGGAAAUCCUGGGCUUUAUUCAGGAUGAAUGGGAAGCUACGUUCACCGGCGCCGUCGGUACAGGAUCUUUGGAAACUAUCAAAUAUCUCUAUACCAGCGGUCGACUGGAUCUGAAUACGCGGACAAGUUCAGAGUACUGGCCCCAUGGUCCGCUACGGUUAGUCAUACAACAGGCCCCGAGGAGUAGAAGACUGGAAAUUUUGAGGUAUCUCCUCCAACAGGGGGCAGACCCAAAUGGACCGAAUUGGGCCAAAUGUACCCCGUUUGAAGACGCAGUGUUGGGGAGAGAUGUCAAAUCUGCGGAGGUCCUUUUGCAACACGGAGCAACUUUUGAAAUUGGAUGUGUGAAAAAGGCGCUCUUGUUCAGAGCCAGCUGGCGGCUCUUAUGGCCGAAGGACCAGGUUGUUUCUCCAUAUAAAAAAGGAGGCAAGAGCUAUGUUUUCUUUCGUGAUUCAAUAACGAUAGCCAACAUUGAGAAAGUGUUUCUUGGCCUGGCAUGGAGCGAUGAUGAAGUACAGGGGAUGCAGUGGAACUAUUUUAUCGACGUUGUCGGGGAUUUUUCUGGUUUUGUAAAGAAAUAG